This is a messenger RNA of Meyerozyma guilliermondii ATCC 6260, 1665 nucleotides long. It is a transcript of the gene PAP1, whose product is annotated as polynucleotide adenylyltransferase. Gene Ontology annotation, cellular component: nucleus. Gene Ontology annotation, molecular function: RNA binding; poly(A) RNA polymerase activity. The transcript has a single exon. The record is from RefSeq and is a predicted model, not a curated record. Bases 1 to 1665 code for a protein of 554 amino acids. Lineage: Eukaryota; Fungi; Ascomycota; Pichiomycetes; Serinales; Debaryomycetaceae.
AUGAGCUAUCAAACGUAUGGAGUUACACCGCCUAUCUCCACUGCGGAGCCUACGUCAAAAGAAAAGAGCUUAAAUGAUUCGUUGAUCAAGGAAUUGCGGAAGCGUGGCUCUUUUGAAAAUGAAGCUGCCACCAAGAAAAGAGUUGAAGUUUUGAACACUUUACAGAAGAUCACUGAAGAGUUUGUAUAUAGAGUGUCAUUGAACAAGAACAUGAGCGAGGGAAUGGCAAGAGAUGCUGGUGGAAAGAUUUUCACAUAUGGAUCGUAUCGUCUAGGAGUAUAUGGCCCGGGGUCAGACAUUGAUACAUUGGUUGUGGUACCAAAACAUGUGAAUCGUACGGACUUUUUCACAGUCUUUGAGUCUCUUUUAAGAGAACGGCCAGAACUAGAAGAAAUUGCGUCCGUUCCAGAUGCGUUCGUUCCGAUCAUAAAAAUCGAAUUCGGGGGUAUCUCAAUAGAUUUGAUAUGUGCCAAGUUGGACAUUGGGAAAGUUCCUAGAGAUUUGACGUUGGGAGAUAAAAAUCUUUUGCGCAAUCUAGACGAAAAAGAUCUCAGAUCUCUUAAUGGAACACGUGUUACAGACGAAAUAUUGACACUCGUUCCUAAACCAACUGUCUUCAAGCACGCUCUAAGGUGUAUCAAAAUGUGGGCACAACAGAGAGCCAUUUAUGCUAACAUUUUUGGAUUUCCCGGCGGUGUGGCAUGGGCAAUGUUAACGGCGAGAAUCUGUCAGCUUUACCCAAAUGCUGUAAGUGCUGUAAUAGUGGAAAAGUUCUUUCACAUUUACUCGCAAUGGAGCUGGCCACAGCCUGUACUCUUGAAGCAGAUAGAAGAUGGCCCAUUACAAGUAAGGGUAUGGAAUCCCCGUUUAUACCCCCACGAUCGUCUGCACCGUAUGCCUGUCAUAACGCCAGCUUAUCCUUCAAUGUGCGCUACCCACAAUAUCACUAGCUCGACCCAAGCUAUUAUUGUUAGCGAGUUCAAAAGAGGUGCUGAAAUUAUGAACGACAUCAGUAUCGGAAAGAAAGAGUGGGGAGAUCUUUUUGCCAGACAUGAAUUCUUCUUCAGAUACAAGUUCUACUUGUGCGUUGUAGCCUCAACGAAAGGUUCUGCAGAAGAACAUCUCAAAUGGAGCGGUAUGGUUGAAAGUAAAUUAAGAAUACUAGUUCAAAAGCUAGAAUUAACUGAGGGUAUCACAAUUGCUCACCCCUACGUAAAGACUUUCGAAGAUGGUUAUGUGUGCAAAACCGCAGAUGAAGCGCUGACUAUCAUAUCAUCAUACGGGACUUUGAAGGGUGAGAAAGCGACAGAGGGAGCUCGUAAAAUAGAAAACCCGAAAGAGACAUACACCAACGACGAGAUAGCCUUGCAUUUGACAAAGCUCUACAUCGGCUUGGACAUUGACAUCAAAGGAGCUAAAAGUUUGGACAUUCAAGUUCCAUGUUCAGAAUUUUUCAAUCUAUGCAAGGGUUGGCCAACUUAUAACGAAGACAUGCAUGCGAUACAGAUAAAAAAUGUCAAACUUCACGAUCUCCCUAAUGACGUUUAUGUCGAAGGCGAGGAAAGACCAAUGAAGAUUCCUAAAAGAAAGAGGCUCGACUCCAACGGUGACACAAACAAAAGGCUAAAAAACAUCGGAACCGUUGCUACGGCUGCAAACAAUUAA